AUGGACUACACACCCGAACGCGCACUGGUGGUUAUUCCACACCCCGACGAUGCGGAGGUGUGGGCCGGGGGCACCAUAGCCCGUUGGGUCCGCGGCGGCUCGGAAGUCCAUUACGUGCUGUGCACCGAUGGCAGCAGAGGCACGGACGACGCCGAGAUCAACCCGGCCGAACUGGCAGCAAUGCGUGGCCGGGAGCAACUGGCGGCAGCGGACGUUCUUGGCGUGACAAACAUGGUGAUGCUGGGUCGGCCGGACGGCGAACUAGAAGACACGUCGGACUUCAGGAGAGACUUGGUCCGACAGAUUCGCCUGGUCAAACCCGACGUGGUGCUGACGACCGAACCAUACCGCCGCAACAUGCAAUGGCACCGCGACCACCGGAUUGCCGGGCAGGUGACCCUGGACGCCGUGUUCCCGUACGCUCGAGACCACCUGCACUUCGGCGAACUAUUCGCCGACGAAGGAAUAGAACCCCACAAAACUGCGGCGAUCAUGUUCUGGGGCUCGGAAAACCCCAAUGCCUUCGUGGACAUAGCCGCCGAUUUCAGCGCCAAGAUGGACGCGGUGAUGGCGCACGGCACGCAAGCGCGCCAGAGUUCCCGAGAAGACCUGGAAGGGUUCGUGCGGGCGCGGGCCAAAGAGGCCGCCGAAACUGGCAACAACUACCCGGACGAGGAGUUCAGCGGCCUGACGCUGGCCGAAGCGUUCCGGCGGGUAACGUUCCGGACGUAG
Molecule: messenger RNA, 732 nt
Organism: Geodia barretti
Lineage: Eukaryota; Metazoa; Porifera; Demospongiae; Tetractinellida; Geodiidae
Source: the annotation of a GenBank genome assembly